UCACAAUUAUCGUUUGCAAUAAAGCAAACACAGGAAGUGUGAAAACCACAGUGUUUUUCAUAAAUCAAUAUUCACAACGCACAAUUGACGUAAUGCAUUGUUAAACCGGUUAUUAUCAUCUUGUUUCAGUAAUCACGUUCAAGAUAUUAGUUGUAAACAACGGUGACCGGUUUCGGGCGAUCAUUAUCAAACAAUUCAGUAGUGAAACGUCUUUCGUGUUAGCGAUUAGUAGAGAUAACUCAAAUUCAUAAAAAAUCGUGAUAAAGUUAUCGCAGCUAGUGAAAUGUACAGUACGUUGUUGUAACGCUACUCAUCAACAUGUCUCUAGUGGCAGCUAUUGUGAUCAACCUUUUCUCAAUCGUGGUGUCCGUGGUGGUUGUUAUUAUCACGUACAUCAAAUGGAGACACCAGUAUUGGUCUAGACGGAGAAUUCCAUUUUUGGUACCGUCAAUCCCGUUCGGAAAUCUCCAAAACCCGGCGAAGAAACGAUACUCAAUUGGAUUCCACAUUAAGAACUUAUACGAUGAAGCCAAAAGGAAAGGUCUGAAGCACUGUGGACUCUAUUUCUUCGCAAGUCCUAUAUACUUAGUGGUCGAUUUGGACUAUUUGAAGAACAUUACAACCAAGGACUUCCAACAUUUCGUGGACCGUGGUAUGUACUACAACGAGAAGUCUGACCCUAUUAGUGCCCACCUGUUCGCCAUUGGUGGUUCCCGAUGGAAAAACCUUCGUACUAAACUCACUCCUACGUUCACGUCUGGUAAAAUGAAAAUGAUGUUCCCGACUUUAAUAGAAUGUGUGUCCCUUCUAAUGGAAGCUGUGGAAAGAGAACAAGUCCAAAUCGACGUCAAAGAACUUUUGGGGCGCUUCACCACUGAUAUUAUCGGUUCGUGCGCUUUCGGCCUCGAUUGUAAUUCGAUCAAAGAAGAAAACUCCCCUUUUCGCAUCUAUGGAAAGAAAGUCUUCACUUCUUCACGCAUGAGAACUUUGAAGAUGACCCUAGCAUCAAGUUUCCCGAACCUAGGGCGACUGUUCGGUGUGCGUCAAGUCUCAAGUGAAAUUUCAAACUUCUUCAGGAACAUUGUCAAGGAGACGAUUGAGUAUCGCGAAAAAAACAACUUUUCGCGACCUGACUUUAUGCAACUGUUAAUCGACUUGAAAAACGAAAACAAGGGCUAUUCUUUAAAUUUGGACGAAGUCGUAGCCCAAAGCUUCAUCUUCUUUCUGGCAGGAUUUGAAACCUCGUCCACCACAAUGACGUUCACGUUGUACGAACUGGCCAAAAACGAAGAAAUUCAAGAAACGUUGCGCAAAGAGAUCUUCAGGGUUUUGCAAAAGCAUGACGGCAAAAUCACUUACGAAGGGAUCAACGAAAUGAAGUACUUAAAUCAAGUGAUUGAUGAGAGUCUGCGAAAAUACCCUCCGGUACCUUUCGUUACGAGGACUUGCGUGAAGGACUACAAAAUACCUGAUGUGGAUGCGGUCAUCCAGAAGGGGCGACGCGUGAUAGUACCCAUUCUAGCUUUGCACUACGAUGAAGAGUACUACCCGGACCCUUACAAAUUCGAUCCUGAUCGCUUCAACGAGGAGAACAAACAAAUGAGAAAUCCAUAUGCGUACAUUCCGUUUGGUGAAGGUCCUCGAAUUUGCAUAGGUAUGCGGUUUGGUUUAAUGCAAACCAAGGUCGGUCUCGUCGCUCUAUUGCAAAAGUACAGGUUUAAAGUGAACCCAAGGACCAGCGAUCCUUUAAGAAUGUCGUCGAACUCCUUCAUACUAAGCGCAGAAGGGGGGAUUUGGCUCGAUUCCGAGAAACUCUGAAACAGACAUUGACUUAUUUAUUGCAUAAUGUGAUAUUUAUUUUAUUUUUUUAAUUAUUUGACGUAUUAUCAGCCUUUGGCUGAGUCCACCGGAAACAAUGAGAUUCCUCUAUA
Zophobas morio is the source of this 1931-nucleotide messenger RNA. RefSeq names its product cytochrome P450 6a8-like. Bases 319 to 1818 code for a protein of 499 amino acids. The record is from RefSeq and is a predicted model, not a curated record. NCBI's taxonomy places the organism in Eukaryota, Metazoa, Arthropoda, Insecta, Coleoptera, Tenebrionidae. The transcript is spliced from 3 exons. Gene Ontology annotation, molecular function: monooxygenase activity; heme binding; iron ion binding.